This is a messenger RNA of Malania oleifera, 1023 nucleotides long. Its product is annotated as transcription factor DUO1-like. The coding region runs from base 1 to 972 and encodes 323 amino acids. The record is from RefSeq and is a predicted model, not a curated record. NCBI's taxonomy places the organism in Eukaryota, Viridiplantae, Streptophyta, Magnoliopsida, Santalales, Ximeniaceae. The transcript has 3 exons.
AUGGCCGGAGACAGAGACAGAGACGGAGGAACGGCGGCGGGAGAGAUAAGGAAAGGGCCGUGGAAGGCGGAGGAAGAUGAAGUCCUCGUAAACCACGUGAAGAAGUAUGGCCCCCGAGAUUGGAGCUCCAUUCGAUCCAAAGGCCUCUUGCACCGCACCGGCAAGUCCUGCCGCCUCCGGUGGGUCAACAAGCUCCGACCCAACUUGAAACAUGGGGUGAAGUUUUCUAUGGAGGAGGAGAGGGUGGUGAUAGAACUGCAGGCGCAAUUCGGGAACAAAUGGGCGAGAAUCGCGACUUACUUGCCGGGAAGGACCGACAACGAUGUCAAGAAUUUCUGGAGCAGCCGGCAGAAGAGGCUGGCCAGGAUUCUGCAGACUGCUCCUCCCAGACCCCAACCCACGCCCAUCAUCACUAGGGAAGCUCCUGUCUUCCAUGCUGUUCCAAUUGAGGCGCCAAAGUUUACUUCUUCGGCUGAGGAAGAACCAUCCUGCACAAAACUUCAGCCCUGUUCAUCAUCCUCAUCAUCCUAUGAAAUGAUGAAGAUGGUGCCACUGCCGGAAUUGGUGAAUAUGAACCCCAACUUGCUUAAUUAUGACACGACCACCGUUGCUCAACUGGAGUUCAAUCCAAGCAUGGAUCAGUCCCUGGCCCAAUCCCAAAUCCUUUUUCCGGAUCAGUUCCCAGAACCACCGCAGCAAGACCUUGCAUUUUCGCAGGAGAGCCAAGAGCUGAUGGCGAGGCUGGAGGACCCCUGCUUCUUGGAUGUGUUUGGAGGGAGGGAUUCCGAGGAACUCGGAAACGAAGGGAGGCUCAGUUUCUUUACAGUGCCGUCGGAAGAAAUGGGGUGCUGUGAGAAUGGGGGGAAGAAGGUGAAAGAGGAGAAGCUGAUGACUCCGGACAGCUUCUUUGAUGAUUUUCCCACGGACGUGUUUGACCACAUUGAGCCGCUUCUCAGCCCUUCAGAGUGGUAAAUGCUGAUGCUUUUGUUUUGUCCGUGUAGGUGUAGGGAAAAAAUGAACUCU